AUGUCUCCCGCAGCAGCAACAACAACCGCCCCAGCAAGCAAGAGCUACAGCAUCGCCAGCAUCCCGGCUGAUGGCAUCGGGCCUGAGGUGGUCGAUGCGGCCAUCACCGUGCUGGAGACCCUCUCAGAGACAUUAGGCUCUUUUGACAUUCAAUUCACCCACUUCGACUGGAGCUCCGAGACAUACAAGAAGACGGGGAAAUAUAUCCCCGACGGCGGCCUCGAUGAGCUGAAGAAGCAUGAUGCCAUCCUGUUCGGGGCCGUGGGUGCACCUGACGUUCCCGAUCAUAUUUCUCUCUGGGGCCUGCGCCUCGCCAUCUGCCAGCCCUUCCAGCAGUACGCCAACGUGCGGCCCACCAAAGUCUUCCGCGGCACCCAGUCGCCGCUCCGCAACUGCAAGCCCGGCGACCUGGACUGGGUCAUUGUCCGCGAGAACAGCGAGGGCGAGUACGCGGGCCAGGGCGGGCGCUCGCACCGCGGCAAGAAGUGGGAGACGGCCACCGAGGUCGCCAUGUUCACGCGCCACGGCGUCGAGCGCAUCAUGCGGUUCGCCUUCGAGACGGCCCGGAGCAGGCCGCGGAAGCUGCUCACCAUCGUGACCAAGAGCAAUGCGCAGAGGAACGGGAUGGUCCUGUGGGAUGAGGUCGCUGCCGAGGUGGCCAAGGAGUUCCCCGAUGUGACGACGGACAAGAUGCUUGUGGAUGCCAUGACCUGCCGCAUGGUCCUGAAGCCUGAGUCUAUCGACACCAUCGUUGCAACCAAUCUUCAAGCCGAUAUUCUCUCGGACCUUGCAGCCGCACUGGCUGGGUCCAUUGGAAUUGCACCAACGUCCAACCUAGAUCCAACACGAGAGAACCCGUCUAUGUUCGAACCAAUCCACGGCUCAGCUUUCGACAUCACCGGAAAGGGUAUUGCCAAUCCAGUCGCCACGUUCUGGACCAGCGCAGAGAUGCUGGCCUGGUUAGGAGAGGAAGACGCAAGCAAGAAAUUGCUGGACGCUGUGGAGCGCGUCUGUGAGAAGGGUGUUGUUACUGCUGAUCUUGGUGGCACUGCAAAGACUACUGAUGUGACCAGUGCUGUAUGCGAAGUAAUUAAAGCUGCAUACGGCAAGCAGAAGUGAUGCAUACAUAGAAGCAUACUUUCACAAGCAUAUCGACGGUUGUGAAUCAACAUGCAAAACAGCCAAUUGGUUAGCUUUCAGGGUAUGAACACAAGAGGAAGGCUUGUACCGAAGAGCUGAAGAGUUUUUAGAGGAUAAGAGAGAUUAGACCAGUCGACAGGACAUAGUUCAAGGUACGGAUUCAACUAGAUGGAACACAACAAGGAAUUCAAAAGAGAUAAUUACUUG
This is a messenger RNA of Cryphonectria parasitica EP155, 1347 nucleotides long. Its product is annotated as tartrate dehydrogenase. The record is from RefSeq and is a predicted model, not a curated record. Gene Ontology annotation, molecular function: NAD binding; oxidoreductase activity, acting on the CH-OH group of donors, NAD or NADP as acceptor. The transcript is spliced from 3 exons. The coding region runs from base 1 to 1119 and encodes 372 amino acids. Lineage: Eukaryota; Fungi; Ascomycota; Sordariomycetes; Diaporthales; Cryphonectriaceae.